Molecule: messenger RNA, 319 nt
Organism: Ilex paraguariensis (yerba mate)
Lineage: Eukaryota; Viridiplantae; Streptophyta; Magnoliopsida; Aquifoliales; Aquifoliaceae
Source: the annotation of a GenBank genome assembly
AUGCACAGUUUGCAAGGAGUUACUGAAUAUGCGGCCUCCACUGACGUCCAAUCGAAUUUUGAGUCGGAUCCACCAAAAUUGUUGGUUGAAGAAGUAGGGGAGACAACAGCAGAGAUAGUGCCAAUCUUUAUUAGUAACCAUUCGACUUCCUUCUCCUACCUUCCCAUGCAUACUGAUGAUCCGUCCGUCCCCGACACCCCCAUCAUACAUCCAAGUGGGGAUGAGUUUGGGAAACUUUAUGAGAUCCUUGGUGCUAAUGAAGGGUCUCUAAGAAGGCACCAAUCAGAGCUUGGCGGUGUGGAGCUUGGAGGUGACCUCG